Messenger RNA from Oryctolagus cuniculus (rabbit), 1909 nucleotides. RefSeq names its product phosphatidylcholine transfer protein (gene PCTP). The record is from RefSeq and is a predicted model, not a curated record. Lineage: Eukaryota; Metazoa; Chordata; Mammalia; Lagomorpha; Leporidae. Gene Ontology annotation, molecular function: phosphatidylcholine intramembrane carrier activity; phosphatidylcholine binding.
CUGUAGCCGCCGCAGUCCGAGCGGAACGGCCCAGGCUGCGGCAGGAUGAAGCCGGCGGCGAGUGGCUUCACAGAGGAGCAAUUCCGGGAGGCCUGCGCUGAGCUUCAGCAGCCGGCGCUGGCGGGGGCCGACUGGCAGCUGCUGGUGGAGACCUUGGGCAUCAGCAUCUACCGGCUGUUGGACCAGGAAAGUGGACUUUAUGAGUAUAAAGUCUUUGGUGUUCUGGAGGAUUGCUCACCAGCACUGCUUGCAGACGUCUACAUGGACUUAGACUACAGAAAACAGUGGGACCAGUACGUUAAAGAACUCUAUGAAAGGGAUUGCAAUGGAGAGACCGUGGUCUACUGGGAGGUGAAGUACCCUUUCCCCAUGUCCAACAGAGAUUAUGUGUACAUUCGGCAGCGGCAAGAACUGGACGUGGAAGGGCGGAAGAUCCACGUGGUCCUGGCCCAGAGCACCUCUGUGCCUCAGCUCCCCGAAAGGCCAGGUGUGAUCCGUGUGAAGCGCUAUAAGCAGAGCCUGGCGAUUGAGAGCGACGGCAAGAUGGGAAGCAAAGUUUUCAUGUAUUACUUCGAUAACCCGGGUGGCCAAAUUCCGUCCUGGCUCAUUAACUGGGCCGCCAAGAAUGGAGUUCCUAACUUCUUGAAAGACAUGGCCAAAGCCUGCCAGAACUACCUCAAGAGAACCUAAGAAAGAGGAUGGGAAGCUGUAAGCCCAUGGAAUGACGUCUCUGGAAGGGCCACACCCCACGGAUGCUCAGCUUUCCUCUACACUGUCUUCAGAAGCCUGCACACCCUACAGCACCUUGUCCCACAGCGUGUUUGCCUGACACCUAGCUCACCCUCUAGGCUUCCUUUCCCACUGUCACCCCACCCCUGGCCCUACUGGCUGGCUGCCUUAGUCCACUGUUGAAUAUGGGGCAGAUUAGGGAGACCUUUGCUUGUUUAUUUUAAGAAGGGAAGUCCUCAGUUGGGAACACAAUCAUUCCAUUGUGCCAUUUUAGGGGGAUGGGUGGGUGGAGGAACAACAACAAAAUCUAAGAAUGACCAUUUCCAGCAAGCUGGCUCCUUCCCAGAAUAUGAUUUCUUGCAACCGGGGAGGGGCUGCUGGAAGCUGCUGUUCUUUCAGAAUCGACUUUCUGUGUGCCCCACCUGGGAGCUACGUGCUGAUGGCCAUUCACUGUAGGCGUUGUUGGCUUGAUUAGGGUGAGAUUUGAAGUGAUAACCUAGGAAGGUUUUCUCCAUUCCUACUUGUGGAGGAUCCAAAGCUGUUAUGAUACAAACCAUCUGAGAAGCAGGAGCAGCCUGACCGAGCACAUGUUAGGAUAACCAUUUUCUCCUCAGUAUCCAUGUCUGGAUUUUUCUCUUCUCCCUCUGCUCCUGGACAGAAACUGUCCACACCUCUGUAGCUCUGCAUUUUGCUGGAAACUGAGGCAUCCAAAUGGCUCUGGCUGCUAGCAAAAGCAAAGAUGCUUUGUGCACAGCCACGUGGUAGUAAGAAGAAUUCCCGUUUUAGAGUGUUUGGAGAUGUGGAAGCGAUAAUAGUUCAUAGUCAGGGAACAUUUAAUCAAUGGCUUACUUGAUUCUAUGCCUUUUUUUCCUCAGGAAUUUUACCUAAGCUGUUUGCCUCUUCCACCACCUAAAGGACUAUCAAUUUCACGUGUAUUCUCCUGAAUCUUGGUAGUGCAAGAUACUCUGUGGCCAAAGGCCACAAACUUGAUGAUCUCAGGGAUCCAAUUUUAAUCACUGUGUAUGAUGAUACUGAACUUUGAUUACCAGAUGUAGGAAUUCAAGCUAUCAAGCCUGAGGAAGGGAUUUGUUAAAAUUAGGUACCUCAGAUUCUAUAUUUUAUCUCUAAAAAGAAAAGCAUAUCCCGUAAUGAAUAAAGAAUGACUUAUACUUGUCCUGUG